This is a messenger RNA of Austrofundulus limnaeus, 1665 nucleotides long. It is a transcript of the gene capn5a, whose product is annotated as calpain 5a. The record is from RefSeq and is a predicted model, not a curated record. Lineage: Eukaryota; Metazoa; Chordata; Actinopteri; Cyprinodontiformes; Rivulidae.
CCUCGGAUCCUUACGUGAUCAUCCGCUGCGAAGGACAAAAAGUUCGUUCUGCCGUCCACAAAAGCACCUGCAGUCCCGCCUUUAACACAAAAGGACUCUUCUACAGGAAGAAGGCCAACCGACCAAUCAGCAUCGAGAUCUACAACCACAACGUGCUCUCAGACUCCUUCCUGGGUCAGGUGACGCUGUCCGUGGAGCAGGGCAGAAUCCAGAAGACGCUCCACCUGAAAGACAAGGGCAAUCGCAGUGACAACGACCUCCCCGGUACCGUCACUCUGACCGUAGAGACCAGCUCGGUGCUGAGCAGCAUCUGAGGCAGACGUCUGAGCUCGUUUACGUUUUAUAAAUGUUCCAGAACACCUGCGGUGGGUGUGUCUACAUACUGAAAGUACUUCCUACUUUAACCACUGUUUACGAGGUUUUAUCUCCAAUCACAGCUGAAAGAUUUUUGUUCCAUUUUUUUCUGGUUUAGCUUUCUAAAUCUUAUAUGUCUUGUUUCUCCCAAUCAGUGAUGGAGUAAAUGUUUAAUUUUGGAUAGAUGCACUAAGAUAUUUUACAUUAAACUGACAUUUUAUAUAGAAUAUAGAGAAUUAUUUCCUUUCUUAAUCGUCUCCUUGCACUUUUUAUUUUUUUUAUUUUUUUUAGGACCAAAUGCUUGUUCAAAGAAACUAAAGUCACUGGUUUGUUUUAUUAACAUCAGAUGAAAAGUUAUUAGCGUCACUGCAUCUCUUUUUGCGACGGAGAUGCAGUUUUUAGUGUUUUCGACGCCUCAGACGUUUGUUUUUACAACAGUAUUUAAGGAUUUUUAAAAAAUGAGCAACAACCAGCAGUUCGAGCGGUUUGUUCUCAGAGGCGUCUUGUUGGUGGAUUUGAGGACAAUAAGGCUUCCCUAGGAUUUACCAGACCUGAGAACAGAAAUCUGAGGUUGAUUGUUUUCAGAUGAAACACUGAGCUUCAUUUUUGCUGAGUCAGAACCAGCAGCUCCCUGCCUCGUGUCGAAUGGUUCAUAUUUGCUGUUAUGGUUUGUGUUUUUUACUCAUCCUGUAACGCCCCUUAAUGACCAAAGUUUACAUUUUUCUGAUUUAAGUUGUAUGUGUCAUGCCACAAAUGAAAAAGCUGCUUCCUGAGAACAGAGGCGACUUGCUGAAUCGGCGUAUCAAAGCGGAAUCUUGCUGGUUUCGUUUCUACCAAAGUCUUUUCUUUCAGCAGGUGGUUUUGUUUCCUUUGUAGUUCCAAACAGCUCAUCGGCCCACCCUCUGAGGUUCUUAUCAAAUAUAAACUGUAUCUUUGGUGCCAAGUGUAAUUAUUUGCCACAGAAAUGGCCUUAAGUUAAGGUGUUUUACUGAUGCUGUGAUGAUUCCUGUGGACCACACCGGGCUCUGGACCACUUUUUAUAAACGGGUUUUAGUCCACUUCCAGGUCUCGGAUGAAGCGUGUGAAAGCAGAGCAGACCGACACUGUUGUUUUUUAACUUGUUUUACUUUUGCAUGAAUUCCAAGUCUUCCUCCUCCUUCUUGAUGGGUAAUUUAUUCACUUGAUGUAAUUUAACUGCUCGAUGGAUCUUUGUUUUUUUUUAUCCAUCAGAGGAGGUUUUGAAGGUUUUUCAUGUGAAAAAUGAUUUGGUGAAUACUUAAUGCCAAAAAUAAAGUGUACUUCCUUACAAAA